UAUGAGCCCUCUGAAAUUUGGUUAUACCACGGUUUCGUCAAAUAAGAGAUCAUAUAGAUCUCCUCUUGCGAAUGAUAAUUAAAAUAUAAUCAAAUGGUCAACCAGUAUCUGAAAAUAUGCAUGAGAUAUUGGUUUUGGUUUAAACCAAAACGAAUUGAUAAGAAUCUUAUAAGUUCAAAUUCUUUAUCUCAGAUCGGUUUGUACCUUAUUGAUUUCUGUUUAAACCAAAAAAAUCGGCUAAACCAAAAACCCAAAAGGAAAGUAUUAUGUGAGAAGUGCAGAGCGUUUCGGUUUUUUGAUUGGGGUGAGGGUUUCGUUAUCGGUUUGUUCUAAGCGAAACCGAAAACAUUAACGACUUGUCAGUUACUUUGGUCUCAGUUUUGAAUGGUUUCAAUUCGGUUAACCAAACCGAACCAAGAAAGCAAAAUACCCCCUAACAAGAAAUGGAAGUGCCAACAAGGCAAGGGGAAGAAAGUGACAAGUGUCACACUGGGAGAAUAUGAUUGGCUGAGGACGACUAGAGCCUGAUCCUAAAUCUUUAUAUGGUUAGAUAAGGUGAUAAGGCUACGUGCCACCAUUUCCAAUCACCUCCCCAUUUCUUCCUCUCCCUCUACUCCAACCUUCUUCUUCUUCUUCUCUUCAAUCUCUCCAUCACCAAAACAUUUCCACCAUAUCCAAUCCUUCACAAUGAGCUUGGCAUCUCCCACCACCACCACCACGCUCCUUUCCCCAACUCCCCUCUCCCCCUCCAAGCCCAAACUCCAACCGCUCUCCGCCGCCCUCCAACCACACGCGCCGCCGCAACAAUCCCUCACUCGCCGCCACUUGCUAUCCUCUGUUUCCGCCGCCGUAUGGCUGGUGGCCGCGAUCUCCCCGCGGGCAGCGGUGGCGGCGUCGGACGAGGAGUACGUGAAGGACACGGAGGAGGUGAUCGGGAAGGUGAGGACGACGAUCACGCUGGACAGGAACGCGCCGAACGUGGCCGACGCGGUGGCGGAGCUGAGGGAGACGUCCAACUCGUGGGUGGCCAAGUACAGGAAGGAGAAGGCCCUGCUGGCGCGUGCGUCGUUUAGGGACAUGUAUUCGGCGCUGAAUGCUGUCUCCGGUCACUACAUUAGCUUCGGCCCCACGGCGCCGCUGCCGGCGAAGCGGAGGGCCAGGAUUCUGGAGGAGAUGGAUACCGCCGAGAAGGCGUUGCUGAGGGGCAGAUAAACAGAGACCACUCUGUUUUUUCCCCUGUUUUUUCCAUCCUUGAGUUUGUAAGUUUGAGAAGAUUAAGAAGCAUAAAAUUUGUUGAGGCUGGGUCUUGAAAUUAAGCUUAAUGCUAUACGAGAACGUCCAUAAUGCAAUAUGUAUGUGUAUUCUUGCUUAGUUGCUUUCAUAAUGUAAACCAACUACGUACGAGAUACUCAUACUAGCAUCUAUGAUAAAAAGAUGCCACAUUCGAUGAAAAAUAGGUCAAAUUUCUCUGUCAAAUUCGUGUCAACCCAGAAAUCCCAUCUGACCACCAAACCCAAGCUCAUCCCGCCAAUCAAUUUCUUUAUUUCCC
This is a messenger RNA of Linum trigynum, 1549 nucleotides long. The record is from the annotation of a GenBank genome assembly. NCBI's taxonomy places the organism in Eukaryota, Viridiplantae, Streptophyta, Magnoliopsida, Malpighiales, Linaceae.